This is a messenger RNA of Peromyscus leucopus (white-footed mouse), 3548 nucleotides long. RefSeq names its product transforming growth factor beta receptor associated protein 1 (gene Tgfbrap1). The record is from RefSeq and is a predicted model, not a curated record. Bases 479 to 3061 code for a protein of 860 amino acids. Lineage: Eukaryota; Metazoa; Chordata; Mammalia; Rodentia; Cricetidae. Gene Ontology annotation, biological process: autophagy; vesicle-mediated transport; intracellular protein transport. Gene Ontology annotation, cellular component: membrane; cytoplasm. The transcript is spliced from 13 exons.
UCUCCGGGACUCAGUUUCAGGCUCUCUAAGGGAGGCGAAAGAGCUGUGUGCAACAGAUUCUUUCUCAGCUGCUCUGGAUCCAGCCCUGACUGCACCAGACUUCUCCCCUCCCUGUCUGUUCUCCCCAGUCCCUCUCUUCCGCAGGCCGUUGCUUGCACAGAGGCAGCGGGGGUCGUCUGGGACGCCCUCUCCGAGCUAGUGAGGAUUUUCCGGGGAUGCCAGCCACUCUUCCGACGUUUCCUUUGGGGGGGAGAUCCGAGCGAGUUUCUUCCACCUGGAUGGUUGUAGCCGGUUGAUUGACACCGUGGGAGAGAUGUAACAAGAAGGCAGUGUAUGGAGCAGCAAGUUUAAUGGUUUAGAAAUGCGGUCCCAAGCCUUUGCUGUACUUUUUAUCCUUGUGGCUCUCUGGACCCAUCACCCAAGCUGAAGCUUCAGACUUUUCAUCUGCAAAAAAAAUGUCACGGAGCACCCAGUAGACAUGAUGAACAUCAAAGCCUUCACCUUGGUCUCUGCAGUGGAGCGGGAGCUGCUGACAGGUGACAAAGAGCACAUCAGCAUUGAGUGUGUGGAGUGCUGUGGCAGGAAUCUCUAUGUCGGCACCAAUGACUGCUUCAUUUACCAUUUCCUGCUGGAGGAGAAGGCCAUGCCUACAGGGACAGCCUCCUUCAUUGCCACCAAACAACUGCACAGACACUUGGGCUUCAAGAAGCCUGUGAACGAGUUGUGUGCAGCCUCAGCUCUCAAUAGGCUGCUGGUGCUCUGUGACAACUCCAUAACCCUGGUUAACAUGCUGAACCUGGAGCCAGUCCCCUCAGGAGCCCGCAUCAAAGGGGCUACAACAUUUGCAGUGAACGAAAACCCUGUGAAUGGAGACCCUUUCUGCGUGGAAGUGUGCAUCAUCUCGGUGAAGCGCAGGACCGUCCAAAUGUUUCUGGUGUAUGAGGACCGAGUACAGAUUGUCAAGGAAGUGUCCACUCCAGAGCAGCCUCUUGCCGUGGCUGUGGAUGGCUACUUCUUGUGCCUGGCCCUGACCACACAAUACAUCAUCCUGAACUACAGCACGGGCCUUUCCCAGGACCUGUUUCCCUACUGCAGCGAGGAGAAGCCACCCAUUGUCAAAAGGAUAGGCAGACAGGAGUUCCUGCUGGCUGGCCCAGGAGGCCUGGGCAUGUUUGCCACCGUGGCUGGGAUUUCCCAGCGUGCUCCUGUGCACUGGUCGGAGAAUGUGAUUGGGGCGGCUGUGUGCUUCCCCUAUGUCAUAGCGCUCGAUGACGAAUUCAUCACGGUUCACAGCAUGCUGGAUCAGCAGCAGAAACAGACCCUGCCCUUUAAGGAAGGCCACAUCCUGCAGGACUUUGAAGGAAGAGUGAUUGUUGCCACAAGUAAAGGAGUUUACAUCUUGGUUCCAUUACCUCUGGAAAAACAAAUACAGGAUCUCUUAGCAAGCCGGAGAGUGGAGGAGGCUUUGGUUUUAGCAAAAGGAGCCCGGAGGAACAUUCCAAAAGAGAAAUUUCAGGUAAUGUACAGGAGGAUUCUGCAGCAGGCAGGCUUUAUACAGUUUGCACAACUCCAGUUCCUGGAAGCCAAGGAGCUCUUCAGAAGCAGCCAGCUGGAUGUCCGGGAGCUGAUCUCUCUCUACCCCUUCCUGUUGCCCACCUCCUCUUCCUUCACCCGGUCUCACCCUCCUCUUCAUGAGUAUGCAGACCUGAACCAGCUGACCCAAGGCGACCAGGAGAAGAUGGCCAAGUGCAAGCGCUUCCUCAUGAGCUACCUGAAUGAAGUCCGCUGCACAGAGGUAGCAAAUGGCUACAAGGAAGACAUAGACACGGCCCUGCUCAAGCUGUAUGCAGAGGCUGACCACGACAGCCUCCUGGACCUCUUGGUCACUGAGAACUUCUGCCUGCUGACGGACAGUGCGGCCUGGCUGGAGAAGCACAAAAAGUACUUUGCCCUGGGACUGCUGUAUCAUUACAAUAAACAAGACGCCUCUGCUGUCCAGUUAUGGGUGAACAUUGUGAAUGGGGACAUCCAGGAUUCCACACGCUCAGACCUGUAUGAAUACAUCGUUGAUUUUCUUACUUACUGCUUAGACCAAGAGCUGGUGUGGACCCAUGCUGAUUGGCUGUUGCAGAAAAGUGAGGAGAUUGGAGUUCAAGUUUUCACCAAGAGACCUUUGGACGAGCAGCAGCAGACUCGUUUUAAUCCGGAUGACAUUAUUGGUUGCCUUAAGAAAUACCCUAAAGCCCUGGUUAAAUAUCUGGAGCAUCUUGUUAUCGACAGGAGACUGCAGAAACAAGAGUACCACACCCACCUGGCCAUCCUCUACCUGGAAGAAGUCCUGCGGCAGAGGGUAGCCACUGGCCACAAGGAUGUAGAAGCCACUGAGACUCAGGUCAAACUCCGGAGGCUGCUCCAGAAGUCUGACUCUUACCACAUCCACUUGUUGAAAGAGAAGAUCCAGGGUGCCGGCCUGCCCAUGGAAAGCGCCAUCCUCCACGGGAAGCUGGGCGAGCACGAGAAGGCCCUGCACAUCCUGGUGCAUGAGAUGGGGGACUUCUCUGCCGCUGAAGACUACUGCCUGUGGGGCUCCGAGGGUCAGGACGCAGCCUGCCGUCAGCGCCUCUUCCACACACUGCUUGCCAUGUACCUCCGCGCAGGCCCCUCUGCCCAUGAGCUGACGGUGGCUGCCGUGGACUUGCUGAACCACCACGCCAGGGAGUUUGACGCCACCCAGGUCCUCCAGCUGCUGCCUGACUCCUGGUCGGUGCAGCUUCUCUGCCCGUUCCUCACGGGGGCUAUGAGGGACAGCAUCCAUGCCAGGAGGACCACACAGGUGGCUCUUGGCCUGGCCAGAUCAGAAAACCUGAUUUACACGUAUGAUAAGAUGAAGCUGAAGGGAAGCGCAGUCCGGCUCUCAGAGAAAAAACUUUGCCAGCUCUGCCAGAACCCUUUCGGUGAGCCUGUGUUUGUCAGAUACCCAAACGGAGGGCUCGUGCACACCCACUGUGCUGCCAGCAGACACACGACCCCCAGCACACCCAGCCCUGGUACUCGGACUUGAAAAGCAUGGUUCCAGGCUGCAAAGGGGAUUCUGAGCUCUUUUCCAACCUGCUUUGUGCCAGCCAGAACAAAGGGAAGGCACCCAGGUGCCAGGGAAAUGCCAUCCCUGUGAAAUGAGGGCUCCUAACCACUGAUUGUUCUUUGUGUGAAUGUAAAUGGAAAAGGCCUGAAACCCUGAGAAUUGUGACAGGCCAGAGACUACCCGUCCAGGAGGUUACAGUCAUCCAAAGCACAAGCCAACUUUGAAAAGCAGGCAGUGUAGCCUGGGUGAUCUGGACACAGGUGGGGUCUGGAGAUGAGGUCCACCUAGCUCAGGUGAGUGUCCAGGAUGCAGAGUCCUGAGGUGGGCACCUCGCCUUAUGAGGAGGUGUGCUCUUCACGUAGGCUCCGCAUCUGCCCCUAAGGUGGACAUAGUUUCUGUUCUUCCCAUCCACUUGUCAACCUCAGAACCCCUCUGUCUUGUUGACUUAAACACUCACUUGUGUGAA